GGAGUUGAAGUUCGAAGUGGAACAAGGACGGGCAGUAGUUCUAACGGCCGACCCACUUUGGCCACUAUAAUAUAGUGCAUACAUCCCCCCACAGUUCGUCCCAUCUUCUUUCCCCGCAUUUGAACACAUGGAGAUCAUGAUUCCCAUCAACUUCAUCCGAACAACCCCCACCAACAUUAUGGCUAAAACGACAUUGGCUCCCGUUAUGGGAUGAGAAUCAAUAUUGUCCGGAACUAUGACAUCUCUAUCCCAUCCUUCCAAUGUUUUAUAGUCUCCAGUCCCGAUAACCCGGGUGCUUGACGCAGAGCAACUGUAUUUCCAAUGUCACACAAAUUCAACCAAGACAAACCGCCCAAUCGUCAGACGUCAGCCAUGUCUUCAGCCGAACCCAUCAGGGUGUUGGUCUUCUCCCGCACCGUAGCCUAUCGCCACGACUCUAUCCCAGCUUCCAUAAAGGCUCUUGAAGACCUCGCGGCAACUUCUUCGACCACUGCCCACCCAUUUGUCACGACAGCAACCGAGGACCCUACGAUAUUCACGCCCUCCGGUCUCUCGCAGUUUCGUGUCAUCAUUCUUCUACAAUGCUCUGGCGAGUUUCUCGAUUCUUCCCAGCUCGAGGCACUCAAGGGCUUCGUCCACUCCGGCGGCGGCGUUGUCGGUAUCCACUGCGCCAGCUUCGGCAUGGAGUCGAGUGAGUGGUAUGGCCGUUUGAUCGGUGGUGUCUUCAAGAACCACCCCGAGCCACAGAUGGCGAAGAUCCGGUCCGUUGUCAAUAACAUGGACCAUCUUCUCCUGGCUGGACUUUUGAAGAGACUUCAAGACGAGAGCGAGGGAAAGAAGAGAAUGUUCGGUGUGACAACGAACAAGGAGUGGGAAUGGGACUGGUUCGACGAAUACUACAACUUCAAGACGAACCCGUGGGAUAACCCGCAUCUCCAGAUUCUCUUGGAAGUCAACGAAGAGACCUAUACUGGAGGAACACACGGCGAACGUCACCCCCUUGCAUGGGCGCAGGAGUUCGAGGGCGGCCGGUCGUUUUACAACUCUCUUGGCCACUUUGAUGAAGCAUAUCUGGAGGACCCUGGAUUCAUGAGAUUUAUCUACAAGGCCAUUCUGUGGACUGCUAGAUUGGAUUCCUGAAGUGACUAUACGUUGACCAUAAGUUAGGAGUCUAGAUCCAAUAUCAGACGAAGCUGAAGGUGUUGUUUGCUGCACUUCCCCUCUGUGCCCCACUAUACUUUUAGCGGCUUCCAGACUAGUUCGUUUCCUCUUCGA
This is a messenger RNA of Neurospora tetraspora, 1275 nucleotides long. RefSeq names its product ThuA-like domain-containing protein. The transcript has 2 exons. The record is from RefSeq and is a predicted model, not a curated record. Bases 322 to 1140 code for a protein of 272 amino acids. Lineage: Eukaryota; Fungi; Ascomycota; Sordariomycetes; Sordariales; Sordariaceae.